Messenger RNA from Spodoptera litura, 1784 nucleotides. Its product is annotated as CD63 antigen. Gene Ontology annotation, cellular component: plasma membrane. Lineage: Eukaryota; Metazoa; Arthropoda; Insecta; Lepidoptera; Noctuidae. The record is from RefSeq and is a predicted model, not a curated record.
UGUGGUAUGCUAUAAUAUUAAACUGUACUAGCUAAUUGGCUAAAAGAAAAACGUCGUAUUUUCCUGCUAAAUGCCUACAGUCGACAAGCAGCCUUAGUGCGCGAGUGUUACCUUAUCAGACGCGAUAACGUAGUGAAAAAUAUUUCAGUUGUGUAUCGAGAACGCUUGUGGAAAGUUCGUUUCGUGGAUUUUGUGUUCAAAAUGACGAGAAACAAUUUAGAAGUUGGAAUGAGGUGCAUCAAAUAUAUGCUGUUGUGUAUAACGGCCAUAUUUGUGCUAACAUCAGCGCUAAUAAUCUCCGUGGGUACUACCAUCUACGCGAUCUACCACGAUGUGUCCUUCUUCCUGGAAGACAGGUUCUUCUCUCCAGCCAGCUUCGUCAUCGCCAUCGGUAUCAUCAUGCUGUUCGUCUCACUCUUCGGAUGUAUCGGCGCACUGAAGGAGAGCACCUGCUUGGUCAAUAUUUUUGCAGUCAUCCUCAGUCUGGUGUUCGUCCUGGAGAUCGCAGCUGCUAUUGCAGCGUACAGCCUCCGGUCGCAGGUGACAGGUAUGCUGGACGAGAACCUGAGGACCACACUGCCUUACUACUAUUACAACGAGGAAGUCCGAGGGUCUUACGACUUCAUUCAGAGCAGGCUGAGCUGCUGCGGAGUAGACAGCUACGCUGACUGGAGCGUAGUGACCCCUCCACCUGGAGUUUCAACCAUCUCCACCAACAACGUCACCGUCCCCAACUCCUGCUGUGCCGAGGCCCAUUUCGACAUCGUUGACGGCAUUGAGGUCGAUGUCUGCACAAAGGUCUACAGCAACGGCUGCCUUCCCAGAAUGUUCUACUUGAUCUACCAGAGCGCUGGUCUUUUGGGCGCUGGAGCCAUGACCAUAGCUUUCAUUCAGAUUAUUGGCAUUGUGUUUUCGUUCUCACUGGCCAGUUCCAUCCGCAAGGCAAAAUCCGAACGCGAACGCAGACGUUGGGAAAUUCAAGAACGUAUGAUCAACGCGUACACCUCGCUCAACCCCAGCGAUGAGAAAAAAGCACCCGUUGUCUAUGUCCCAUUCCAUGGACAAACUACCGCUUAAGAGGCUGUAGAAGUGUUACCUUGUCCUGAUCCUACAAAUAUUUAAUAAUAAACUUUCUAAAUUUCGCGCCCUAAUUGCGUAAUGCUCUUGAAAUGUUAUUGGACUGUGAUGUGAGUCACUUUGAAAUAUUUUUUAUCUCUAUUUAUAAUAUUUGGCGUUUGGAAUGCACAGUUGUUAUAAAAACACAGUAUUUCAAGUUUACACAAUUAGGACGCAAUAAAUUGUGAUAAGUACUUAAAAGUUUUAUGUGAUAAAGUCGACGUAGUGUAAGCACGAAUAUUUGUAUGUUCAGGAAUUUUGUUAUUGUAGGAAAAAUCACCGUAAUUAAAUAUUUUUCUAUAAGUAGAUGAGCAAGAAAUACGCCAUUAGACAUUCGGCGCGAACGCAUAUCGAUUUGUGAAUAGGAAAAAAAAACGACCUACUUAAAAAGCAGUAGAGAUUUAAGUAAUUUUUCUAAUUAUUAGGUACAUACUAUAACUAUAUCUUCAUAAUUUAAAUUAAUCACACAUUCCAAACAAUAUUAUUAGCUUUUAUAUUAUAGCUACUGAGUACCUAACUAUUGUUAUUUGCCACUAAAACUUAUUUUCCUCCGAACUCCCAUUGUUUGCCAUUUAAUAAAUCUGUACCUACGCUACUUAAUUAUUUUAUAGAGGUUCUAAAUAAUAAUAUAUUUUCACUAUAUUAACUUAAGUAUUAUAAAGAGUAUU